This is a messenger RNA of Prunus mume (Japanese apricot), 1552 nucleotides long. RefSeq names its product RHOMBOID-like protein 2. Gene Ontology annotation, cellular component: membrane. The record is from RefSeq and is a predicted model, not a curated record. Gene Ontology annotation, molecular function: serine-type endopeptidase activity. Gene Ontology annotation, biological process: proteolysis. Lineage: Eukaryota; Viridiplantae; Streptophyta; Magnoliopsida; Rosales; Rosaceae.
GCACAAAGCGCUCUCUCUCCUACAUUCAAGAAAUACAGAGAGAGAGAGAGAGAGAGAUACAAAGCACUCUCUCCUCCUAAACAUUAUUCACAUUACUUGUUCGACUGUUAAAUCUACAACCUUCUUUGCCCACCCAACUCUUCUGCUUCCAAAUCUCUCGUCUUUUCUUUUGCUUCAUCCAAAAACACGUCUUCUACUCGCUUCCAAGUCACUUCUUAAUCUCUGUUCCCAUUUUUUUCUUCCACAAUAUAAACACCAACCCAAAAAACAUUGGCCUUUCUCAUUGCACAGAGAAAAAGCUUGAGACUUGAGAGACAGAGAAAAAGAAAAUCAAACCAUGGCUGAUCUAGAACGAGCAGGAACAGGAAAACCCAGAGCCAACGACAGUUACAACCCAAACCAGUACUAUGCGGGAACUCAAGAGCAUCAAUGGACAUCCUGGUUGAUUCCUAUGUUUGUGGUGGCCAAUAUUAUUGUCUUCAUUGUGGCUAUGUUUGUCAACAACUGUCCAAGGAACAAUACUGGUAUUGAUGGCAAGUGUGUAGCCAAGUUUCUUGGUCGGCUUUCAUUUCAGCCUCUCCAGGAGAACCCUCUAUUUGGCCCAUCUUCUUCCACAUUGGAAAAAUUGGGAGCUCUGGAGUGGUUCAAGGUUGUACAUGGGCAUCAAGGAUGGAGACUUGUCACUUGUAUUUGGUUGCACGCCGGUGUCAUUCAUUUGCUUGCAAACAUGCUGAGCUUGAUCUUUAUCGGCAUCCGCCUUGAACAGCAAUUUGGGUUUGUGCGCGUGGGGAUAAUCUACCUGUUGUCAGGACUUGGUGGGAGCAUAUUAUCAGCCCUUUUUAUUCAGCGCAAUAUUUCUGUUGGUGCUUCUGGCGCUCUGUUUGGACUUCUGGGAGCUAUGUUAUCGGAGCUUCUCACUAACUGGAGUAUAUACACCAACAAGGCUGCAGCUCUAUUAACGCUUAUAGUCAUUAUCGCCAUUAACUUAGCAGUUGGAAUUCUUCCUCAUGUUGACAACUUCGCCCACAUCGGAGGAUUCUUGGCUGGGUUUCUCCUUGGUUUUAUUUUGCUCCUUCGUCCUCAGUUUGGAUGGAUGGAGAGUCGGAAUCUUCCAGCUGACACUCGUGUCAAAUCUAAGCACAAGCCUUAUCAAUAUAUUCUUUUGUUGGUUGCCUCUGCCUUACUGAUUGCUGGAUUAACUACGGGAUUGGUGUUGCUGUUCAAAGGAGAGAACUUAAACAAGCAUUGCAGCUGGUGCCAUUACCUAAGCUGUGUGCCAACCUCAAGAUGGAAAUGUGGGAACUGAGAGAUGGCCCUCCUCUUCUUUUGUCAACUUCCAUACCUUGACUUGUUCAUCUUGUCUCUGAUUCUUUUCUUCUUUUAUAUAAUAUGUUUCUUUCGUUGGGAACCCUCGCUGAUGUACAUGCAUAGAACACAUGAUAUAUUCUAGUUUGCUUGGUACAUGGAGAUAUGUAGUAAUAUGUAUAUUUGAUACAGAAGAUGUCUUUCCGUUAUAUACAUGAGAUAUUAUUUUUUUCCUUCAAAAUGGAUA